Messenger RNA from Cajanus cajan (pigeon pea), 2242 nucleotides. Its product is annotated as transmembrane 9 superfamily member 7. NCBI's taxonomy places the organism in Eukaryota, Viridiplantae, Streptophyta, Magnoliopsida, Fabales, Fabaceae. The record is from RefSeq and is a predicted model, not a curated record. Gene Ontology annotation, biological process: protein localization to membrane. Gene Ontology annotation, cellular component: membrane.
GGAGGAGUAGCCUAGCCCAGUUAACAGUGACACCUCAUUGGUUUUCUCCAUAUCUAUCUAUAUAUCAUCUCUGCAUCUUUCUUUCUCUCACCUCACCAAACCAAUGAAGAAGAAGAUGAUGGCAACCACCGCCAUCUCCCUCCUCUUCUCCGCUCUCUUCCUCAUCUCCUCCGUCCACGCCUUCUACCUCCCCGGCGUCGCUCCUCGCGAUUUCCAAAUUGGUGACCCCCUCUAUGUCAAAGUGAACAAAUUGUCGUCUACGAAGACUCAGCUUCCAUAUGACUACUACUACUUGAACUAUUGCAAGCCCAAGAAGAUAUUGAACAGUGCGGAAAAUUUGGGAGAGGUUCUUAGAGGUGAUCGCAUUGAGAAUUCAGUAUAUACAUUUCAUAUGAGGAAGGAACAGUCUUGUACUGUUGUUUGUCAUAUAACUUUGGAUGCUGAUUCUGCGAAGAAUUUUAAAGAAAAAAUUGAUGAUGAAUAUCGAGUGAACAUGAUUUUGGAUAACCUUCCAGUUGCUGUUCUUAGACAAAGGAGGGAUGGAAGUCAAUCAACAACAUAUGAACAUGGUUUUCGUGUUGGAUUCAAAGGAAACUAUCAAGGGAGUAAGGAGGAGAAAUAUUUUAUCAAUAACCACUUGAGCUUUAGAGUCAUGUAUCACAAGGAUCCUGAAACUGGUGCUGCACGUAUUGUUGGAUUUGAGGUCACACCAAACAGUAUAAAUCAUGAAUUCAAGGAGUGGAAUGACAAGAAUCCACAGGUAACAACAUGCAAUAAAGAUACCAAGAAUUUGAUGCAAGGUAGUACUGUCCCACAAGAAGUUGAUACAAAAAAGGAUAUCGUGUUCACAUAUGAUGUUUCCUUCAAGGAAAGUGAGAUCAAAUGGGCAUCACGGUGGGACACAUAUCUUUUAAUGAAUGACGAUCAGAUCCACUGGUUCUCUAUCAUUAACUCUCUGAUGAUUGUUCUUUUCCUGUCUGGAAUGGUGGCCAUGAUCAUGAUGAGAACUCUUUACAGAGACAUUGCCAAUUAUAAUCAACUAGAAACCCAAGAUGAGGCCCAAGAAGAAACAGGGUGGAAGCUUGUUCACGGAGAUGUUUUCAGGCCACCAGUCAAUUCAAAUUUGCUGUGUGUUUACGUCGGUACUGGUGUUCAGCUCUUUGCAAUGACACUUGUGACAAUGAUAUUUGCUUUGCUAGGGUUCUUGUCUCCAUCUAAUCGGGGAGGUCUCAUGACUGCGAUGGUUCUAUUGUGGGUUUUUAUGGGCUUAUUUGCUGGGUACGCCUCAGCACGUUUGUACAAGAUGUUCAAGGGCACAGAAUGGAAAAGGAAUACCUUGAAAACUGCAUUUAUGUUUCCAGGCAUUCUUUUUGCUGUCUUCUUUGUGCUGAAUGCCUUAAUCUGGGGGGAGCAGUCCUCUGGGGCAGUCCCUUUUGGAACAAUGUUUGCUCUGGUCUGCUUAUGGUUUGGUAUAUCGGUACCCUUGGUUUUUGUGGGCAGUUACUUAGGUUUUAAAAAACCAGCAAUUGAAGAUCCAGUGAAGACUAAUAAAAUUCCUAGGCAGGUACCUGAGCAGGCAUGGUAUAUGAAACCUGUCUUCUCGAUUCUUAUUGGAGGCAUUCUUCCAUUUGGUGCAGUGUUUAUCGAGCUCUUCUUUAUCCUGACAUCAAUAUGGCUGAACCAGUUCUACUACAUCUUUGGCUUCCUUUUCAUAGUUUUUGUUAUUCUGCUAAUCACCUGCGCAGAGAUUACUAUUGUGCUUUGCUACUUCCAAUUGUGCAGUGAGGAUUACAAUUGGUGGUGGAGAUCUUACCUCACUGCUGGGUCCUCGGCUCUGUACCUUUUCCUCUACUCAAUUUUCUACUUCUUUACCAAGUUGGAAAUUUCAAAGCUGGUCUCAGGAAUCCUUUACUUUGGAUAUAUGAUCAUUGUUUCAUAUGCCUUCUUUGUGUUGACGGGAACUAUUGGCUUCUAUGCAUGCUUCUGGUUUGUUCGCAAGAUCUACUCUUCGGUGAAGAUUGAUUGAUUUCAGAUAUCAUAUAGGUGAUGAUUCCAGCGGAACCUGAGAGAGAGAGAGGCUGUAACAAUGUGAGGACAUAGUUACCUUUCCCCCACCCUUGAAAACCCUUUUUGUUUAUUGUUAGAGUAGCGGACAGAUGGAUUGUUAAUUUGUUACACUGUUUUCAAAUAUUGUUGUGGUAGUUUCUGAAGUAAUGAUAUAUGUCUGCAUAUCUCUACGUGA